UUUUUUUAAAAAAAAAGAAAAAAAUAUAUACACAUAUAUAUAUAUAAAUAAUAUUUUUUUAAUAAUGGCAUACGCUGGAUAUGGUAGAAUUGUAGCAUAUUUUUAUACAUAUUCUAUUUUAGCAUUUAUCAUUUUUCUCAUAAUCUUUAUAACAACUGGACGUUAUCCGGCAAGAACCAUCUUCAAAGAUAUUCUUGAGAGAGUUAGUCCUUAUGCUUGGGCGUUAAUUGGAAUAGGACUUUGUAUUGGCCUUAGUGUUGUCGGUGCUGCAUGGGGAAUUUUCAUUACAGGUGCAAGUAUACUUGGAGGAGCUGUUAAAGCUCCAAGAAUUAAAACAAAGAAUCUUAUUAGUAUUAUUUUUUGUGAAGUAGUAGCAAUUUAUGGUGUUAUCAUGGCAAUUGUAUUUUCAGCAAAAAUACAAAGUAUAUCUUCAUCAGAUUUACAUAUAAAAUCGAAUUAUUUUACAGGUUUUGCAAUAUUUUGGGGUGGAAUAACUGUUGGAUUUUGCAAUUUGUUUUGUGGUAUGGCUGUAGGAAUUACUGGUAGUACUGCUGCUCUUGCUGAUGCUCAGGAUCCUCAACUAUUUGUAAAAAUUCUUGUUGUGGAAAUUUUUGGUAGUGUACUUGGUUUAUUUGGUUUAAUUGUUGGUUUAUUAAUGACUGGGAAAGCCGGAGAAUUUAAUGCUGGUUCUAUUGCUGCUGCUCAAUAGGUGUAUAGGUUUAUUUUUUAUCAUUUGUAAUCAAAUGAUAAUAAAAAUUCAUUGUUUUUUUAUUAUAAAUGAACUUUUGGUUCUGUUAUUAUUUUUAUUAUAUUAUUAUUUUAUUAAUCUUCUCGCUAAAUUUUUUUCUGUUGUAUUUUUAAUAGUAAAAAAACGAGUAAAAAAUAAUAAAGAAAUAACAUAUUUUAUUUAUUUUAUUAAAAAAAAAAAUUUUUUUUU
Messenger RNA from Rhizophagus irregularis DAOM 181602=DAOM 197198, 937 nucleotides. RefSeq names its product H(+)-transporting V0 sector ATPase subunit c''. Gene Ontology annotation, molecular function: proton-transporting ATPase activity, rotational mechanism. NCBI's taxonomy places the organism in Eukaryota, Fungi, Glomeromycota, Glomeromycetes, Glomerales, Glomeraceae. The record is from RefSeq and is a predicted model, not a curated record. Gene Ontology annotation, biological process: proton transmembrane transport. Gene Ontology annotation, cellular component: proton-transporting V-type ATPase, V0 domain; membrane.